UAAAUAAAUGGAACCACUUUGUCCAUUCCAACACGUACAACAAGAAAUCUCCAUCUCAAAGUGUUGUGUUUUAGAGUUUUAUUACUCUCUCUCUCUCUCUCUCUCUCUCUCUCUCUACGCUUCUAUGUUGUUGUUUUAGACGUGGACGCUUCCUCCAUCACAAACACAGAAACUAUAUUCAAGGGCUAAGAUUAUUCACAAGAUACAUGAAAAGGGUCUAAUUUGGAGGCAACAAUUUUGUAUUUUUUUUUAUGUUGAGUUGGAAAUUGAUGUUGCAAUGAUGAUUCAUGGUAUGUAGAAUGUAUCCAUGAUGAUGACGAUGAUGGGAAUCUUAAACAUGGAAAAGAAAUGGUUAUUUCCUUUAAUUGUUACCUCUGCUUUUUGUAUGCUUUUUCUAGCAACAUCCUUUAACAUGGGUCUUGUCUCUUCAAUUCACUCCAUCAAUUCACUCUUCUUUUUUCUACCAUCACACUCACAUAGAAACCAAACCUCACUUGCUUUUGUGGAGAGAAAGAUUUCUCCCGCCCCGGCUCCCAAUAGGCCUUCGAUCCCUCGGUUCGCUUAUUUGAUUUCCGGCUCCAAAGGUGACUUGGAGAAGCUUUGGAGAACUCUUCUUGCGCUUUACCAUCCAUUGAAUCAUUAUGUUGUUCAUUUAGACCUCGAGUCGCCGUUGGAGGAAAGAUUGGAACUUGCUUCUAGAAUUGAAAAACAGCAUAUUUUCAAUGAGGUUGGGAAUGUGUUUGCUAUCACUAAAGCCAAUAUGGUUACUUACCGUGGACCGACGAUGGUUGCGAAUACUCUUCAUGCUUGUGCUAUUUUGCUUAAGAGAAGUAGAGAUUGGGAUUGGUUUAUUAAUCUUAGUGCUUCCGAUUAUCCUCUUGUUACUCAAGAUGAUCUACUAUAUACAUUCUCAAGUUUAGAUAGAAACCUUAACUUCAUGGAGCACACGAGUCGGUUAGGAUGGAAGUUGGAUAAACGAGCAAUGCCGUUAAUAAUAGACCCGGGGCUUUACGAGUCAAAGAAGUCUGAUGUAUUUUGGGUUAAUCCUAAGCGAACUUUGCCAACUGCAUUUAAACUAUUCACUGGUUCAGCAUGGAUGGUUUUAUCACAUGAAUUUGUGGAAUUUGUUGUAUGGGGUUGGGAUAAUCUCCCAAGAACCCUACUCAUGUACUACACAAAUUUUCUCUCUUCCCCGGAAGGCUACUUUCAAACUGUCGCGUGCAACGUGCCGGAAUUAUCGAAAACCCUUGUUAACAGUGACUUACAUUAUAUUUCGUGGGACAUCCCUCCUAAACAGCACCCUCACGUCCUUAACAUAAACGACACGGAAAAAAUGAUUGCGAGUGGCGCCGCCUUUGCUAGAAAAUUCAUGCAAGACGAUCCAGCCAUGGACUUAAUCGAUAAAACAUUACUACGUAGGAGAAAUGGACUAUUCUCUUUCGGUGGUUGGUGCUCCGGUAAACCAAAAUGUACCGAGGUCGGGAACAUUUAUAAACUCAAACCCGGUCCAGGGUCUCAAAGGCUUCAACAACUUCUAGCCGGACUAACGUCGAAGGCUAAAUCGGGUGAGGAUCAGUGUACAUAAAUCAUGUUGGGAAUUUUCAUGAUUGGAGAUUGAUGAAGGUUAUUUUUUAUAGCCAAAGUAUGUUAUUCAUGCACCUAGAUGGAGUAAGGUUGAAAUGCAAUUGCAUUUCAUAUUCAUAAUAUAAGAUUGGUGAUCAUUAAAUUCAAGGCAUUGACUUAGCUAUUGGCUAUAGUUGCCACUAUAUAAAUGGCAUUAGGAUCAUCUUUUAUUUUUGUAGGUCCUUUUAUCACAUAGAGGUUACAUGAUUUUUUGGCAGCAUCAUGGUCAAGGAAUGUUAUAAUUUUUUUCAUCAUUUUUGUUACUUUAUACACCAAGCUUCAUGAGUCGUGAUCUUUUUGCUCAAUUAGCCAUAAACUAUGCAAGAUAUUUACCUAAUUGCAAUACAAAAUUAUCGCCAUCAAGAA
Molecule: messenger RNA, 1989 nt
Organism: Cicer arietinum (chickpea)
Lineage: Eukaryota; Viridiplantae; Streptophyta; Magnoliopsida; Fabales; Fabaceae
Product: beta-glucuronosyltransferase GlcAT14A-like
Cellular component (GO): membrane
Molecular function (GO): glucuronosyltransferase activity
Source: RefSeq, a predicted model, not a curated record